GGUUCCUUUAGUCCCGAGACGACCCGAGGUAGCGUUGAGCUACGUCCGCUACCAUGUACGAUCGGUCACAGUCUAGACUUCCCCAAGAACUCGUCGACAACAUCAUCGACUACAACAGCAGUUCAGUCAGAGAUCUCAAAUCACUCUCGCUCAUCGGUCGUCCAUGGCUUGCAAGAUCUCGAAAGCAUCUCUUCCGUGUCCUGCGACUCGAUGCUACUUACAAUCCGAAUAUCCUCUCAGAGUCACUCAUCUCCCUCCACGCUGUAUUAUCGUUUGUUCGCCGGCUUAAGCUCGAAUCAACGAUACCCAACAAGCCAUUCCAGCUACCACAUCUAGCUUUGGUCGCAAUCCAACAGUCAUUUCCAAGCCUGCUUCAUCUGACUCUCAAGGGUGUUGUAUUCGCAGACGAUCCCCAGCUUUCACCUUCAUCAAAUGUUUCCCUCAGAAACCUUGCUCUCAUCGGUGUUUCUUUCAAGGAUGCCGUUGCCAUGCUACGAUUCCUAUGCAAUUCAUUGUUCUCGCUUCUCACUUCUCUCUCCAUCGACGAAGUCACCUUCUCCAGUAUUGAUCCCAGACCACCACCACCACCACCAACACUACCGUCUCCAGCUCCCUCCAUCCACCAACCCCCUCAGCUUCAAGAAUUUGUUCUAGGCAACGUCAGAUCAUCCGUAUUGAGAGCGCUAUGGGCCCCUCCAAGUCCGUUUGACUUUUACUCCACUCUCACCCGUGUCUCCUUGUGCAACCGUGUAUCACUCGACUGUGCAGACGUUGCAUUAGCCAAUACUAGGUUAUGGUCCAGCGUCACUCAUCUCGCUUGCAGCGCCUGGCGACUAAACGUAACUUCAUUCCCCCCGAACAUUACACACCUCACCAUGACAUACAAAACUCUCAGCCGUCAAGGCUCAGAGUCCCGCUUAUCACAUCUCGCCACUACUUCUCCCAAAUUACAGCACCUCCUCCUAGUUUUCUAUUGGCCUCACCGCACCGAUUCCGAAAAAUUAAACAAUAUCAUGUCAGAUUUUGACGACGAUUUAGCAACUGUCGCUACCUCGCUCCCUGUACAAAUAUACAUUCGAUUCGUACUCAAAUCAGAGCAUAGCGCUGAUUUCGCCCUCAUGGAGAGGCUUCAGGCUAUGUUUCUGCGCACAGACGAUGCCAUGUGUUUGAAAGGCGACGAGUUCUCGCUUCCUCUUAAUAUCGAGGUCAAGGAGAUUAGUGACACAGAAUACAGAGCGGAUUUACGGCUCGGACUAGGUUUUGAAUACUAG
Molecule: messenger RNA, 1271 nt
Organism: Marasmius oreades (fairy-ring Marasmius)
Lineage: Eukaryota; Fungi; Basidiomycota; Agaricomycetes; Agaricales; Marasmiaceae
Exons: 2
Coding region: 54-1271 (405 amino acids)
Source: RefSeq, a predicted model, not a curated record